CUGGUCGUAGAGGUCCGAUGCGUCACGUUUAUUUGGGCCUUCUGCAUCCCACUGGCAGGGAAGCGCCCGAUUUUUUCCCCUCCCUGCCUUAAAAACGUCCUGUAUAUAUUUAUUCCAAGCGUGGAUCUUCGGGAAAACAAGGUACCAAAGGAAAAACGCGACGCAAAGUAUGCAUUUGGAGACUACUCUUUGCCGUUUACUGGAGGAAAUUUCAGACACCUCCCCUUGGGAUUGGUAUUUAAUGUAAAAAUUCACCUUGUUUAACACACACACCAUGAACAAGUUUACCCAAAAGUCUUGAACCUCUCUACAAGACUGUUAGUUUCAUUUGUUACCUUUCCAAUGAACUGACCAUCACUUGUUGGAACAUUUUUGUGCAAUCAGGUCCCAAAGUGCUGAUCCCUGAAAGCUGAAUUUAUACAUGUACAGUGGAAGAAUGACAGAAGCAUGGCAACAGCAACAUGCAGUGGCCCCUCCUCCUGUUGGGCAUCCCCUUUUACAAGGGGCAGAGAAUGCUUUGGGCAGUGCUGCAUAUGGUAUUGUCCUACAGGCAGACCCUGCUUUACAGCAGCCACAGCUCAGCCAGCAUGCACAGCAGCACCCGUUGCCAGCUCAGCAGCCUCAGCUGCAGGUGGGAGGUGAAGGUGGCCACAAAUGCGGUGCGUGUGGCCAUGAUAUUUCGCACUUGGCCAAUCCACAUGAGCACCAGUGCAUGGUCAAUCAGGACCGUUCCUUCCAGUGCACCCAGUGCAUGAAGAUCUUCAACCAAGCAACGGAUCUUCUAGAGCAUCAGUGUGUCCAGGUUGAGCAGAAGCCAUUUGUGUGUGGUGUGUGCAAAAUGGGAUUCUCCCUUCUUACGUCUUUGGCACAACAUCAUAAUGAGCACACCACUGGAAACAAUCCAAUGAAGUGCUCUAUUUGUGAAAAAACAUACCGCCCAGACUCCUCUUCUAACCCUCAGCAGCCCUCUACUGCUGAGACGUCCAGUGAUGGGGCAGCCAUGGGUUCCUCUUCCUCUACAGCUUUCCAGGACUCUGACCGUCCAUAUAAGUGCUCUGUGUGCAAUAAGGCAUUUCGUCACCUUUCGGAACUCUCACGUCAUGAAAGAGUGCACACGGGCGAGAAACCCUACAAGUGUGACACUUGUGAGAAGAGUUUUAGUCAGGCUUCUCAUCUGGCGCACCACCAGCGCACUCACAGUGCUGAUCGCCCGUAUAAAUGUGCCGUUUGCGAGAAGACCUUCAAGCACAGGCAGCACCUGGUACGGCACAUGUACGCUCACUCUGGUGAGCACCUUUUCAAGUGUAACCUCUGCGAGCUUCAUUUCAAGGAGUCGUCCGAACUGCUGCACCACCAGUGCCAGCCAGCUGGAGAGCGACCCUUCCGCUGCACAGCAUGCGGGAAAAGCUUCAAGCGGCCCUCAGACCUGAGGCAGCACGAGCGCACCCACUCCGAAGAGCGGCCUUUCCAGUGUGAGGACUGUCAGAUGAGUUUUAAGCAGCAGUACGCACUUGUUCGCCACCGCCGUACGCACAAAAACCCGGCAGAUCGCCCUUUCAAGUGCAAUCAGUGUGACAAAGGUUUCCUGCAGCCUUCCCACCUACUCUACCACCAGCAUGUCCACGGCAUCGAGAGUCUGUUCAAAUGUGCCGCUUGUCAAAAGGGCUUCAGACAAUCCGGGGAACUUCUCAGGCACAAGUGUACAGAAUCGAACUCCGGAUCGAAUGCCGUGGAGAAGCCGUACAAGUGCGACGUGUGUGGGAAGGGCUACAAAAAGUCGUCAACGUUACAGAGGCACCAGAACUCCCAUUGCACCGAAAAGCCGCUGAAGUGCUCGCUCUGCGGCCGCCGCUUCCAGUCCUCGUCUGAUUUUGUGCAGCACCGAUGCGACCCUGCUCGGGAGAAGCCGAUGAAAUGCGCGGACUGCGAGAGGCGCUUUAAAUACUCAUCCGAGUUGCAGAGACAUCGAAGAGUCCAUACAGGAGAGAAACCCUUCAAGUGUCCCACCUGUGACAAGGGAUUCAAACAGCGGGAACACUUGGCUAAACAUGGAAUUGUCCACUCCCGUGAAGCCCAGUUCAAGUGUGUCUGGUGUGGAGAGUGUUUUGGAGAGCUUGGAGCCCUUCAAGAACAUACAGUUCAACACACUGCAGAAGGAGGGGGCUAUCCUGCGUCCUCGUGCAUAGAGUAGUUACAGUCUUACCAAGCGAAAAUGUACUCUGCUUGCUUUAGCAACAUUGCAAUUUACUUGCAUAUAUUAAGUGAAAUUGUGCAUUUUAUACAUCCCACAAGCAUUGCAGUACUUGUUGGACUGGUAAGGAACUACAUAAAGUGUCAGCUUGUAGAAGUCUCAGUGUACCUCUGGGUAGAUAUUGGCAACAUUGGGUUUACUCCACAGACAGAAACUUGCCUCAGUUCUGUACCAGACACACAGACGAACAUAACCACACGUAAAUGGUUGCUACACAAUAAUAAGCUUGUAAAAAGGAACAAUUUUGUUCCAUGUGCAACUCUAUAUGCUUAAGACUGGUGUUUCCAACAAAGGAAAAGCUGAUCAGUUUUUAAAAGAACUAAAUAUUUAGUUUGAAUUCUGCUUUAUAUCUAAAUUCAGUCUAUCUAAAACAAGAAGUAAAUGCAGUAGUACAGCUACCAGUAACAGCUUUUCCAGAAUGACAUAAAUUGGUAUGCAAGAUGUUAACAACCUGGGUCUGCUUUUUGGUCUUCAUACGAUUGACCACAACUAGAUGUUUCAUUGCAUGGAUUUUGUUUAUUAUUAUUAUUAUUAUUAUUAUUAUUUUAUAAUUAUUUGGCCUUGUAACUUUUAAAUUAACUGCCUUCCUGUAUCUCCAUCUCAUGCUUCCAUGUUAGCUAUGGAACUUGAACACUGUAUGGCCAUCUGGACAAUAUACAGUAGUGAUUGUAUGUAUUCGUAAUGUAUAACUCCCAUCACCUAACCCAUACUGUAACAGGGUACAUGUAUGCAUGAAUAGCCUAAAUAAUUUAUUUAGUUGGUUGUAAUCUGUCAUUAGUGCAAACUGCGAUGUUAACUUCUAGGCAAAGGACUACAAGAGAAAAAAAAUUAUAUAUAUAUAUAUAUAUAUAUAUAUAUAUAUAUAUAUAUAUAUAUAUAUAUAUAUAUAUAUAUUAGCCAUUCUUUUUCUCUAGAGAAUUUUGACUGAUCUCUAACAAUGGGGCAAUAGUUUGCAAGCAGUUCCAAGAGUGAAUUUACAGUAGUACAACGAUUUACGGUUCUAUUUUAACUGCCAGGCAACAGAACAACAGUGAAGUAUUUUUGUUUGAAAAUUGCAAAAAGGUGCUGUUGCGUUAGCUAAACAACGCUGUAGAAUUUGUUAGUUAUCUGUACAUGGAUGUUUUGUAUCGCUUCAACAUAAGUACAGUUCUAGGAUUUAGUAUCUGUUUGUGUAUCAUCAUCAUACUGUAGACUGUGCAUGUGAUUGUUUCCUCUUGUGAGGAUAUGUUGGUUCUGUUUUGGUGGAUUAUUAUUUUGCCAUAGACUACUUGUUCAGUUUCUUGGCCACAGAUUCUUUCUUUGCUUUCUGUUUUAGAAACAAAAUGCCAUGAAUCAUUUGGUAGUUCAUUUUGUGCUUUCCUAAUUGGAUCCAUUAACAGUAGAACCUUCAUUUUGGGUUAAAAUACUGAACCACAGGAAGAUGUGCAAAUUGCACAGCUGCUUUUGUAAUUAUAAAAAAACAAACAUUUUAAACAAAUUCAAGAGUACAAUAACGUGAUAUGUUUAAAAGAACAUAAAAACACAGUAUUAAAUAGUAAACCUCUUAAAAUGAAGUGUAUAAAUCUCUAAGCAUAUUAAUUGAAUCCAUAUUAAUUAUACAUUCUAUGUUCCUAACAGCUUGAAUGUAAAUUUGUAAACAUUUCUUUGCCCCUUUCGAUGCAAAUGUAAGCCUUUGUAACAUUAAUGGCUUAUGUGUCAGUAUUGUUUGUUCUGUUACAGAUUUGUGUACUCCUAUUUUCAUGUGCAUUAAAUGCAGGGACUGAAUGGUGUCGUUGCUUGUGAAGCAAUAUUUUUGAUGUCGAGUCUAUUAGCGGGUUGAAUAAAUACGUUUUUUUUUCCAGCAAAAAUAGAGGUUAUCUCACCAUCUAGCGUUUCCUCCUGUAUGUCACCCAAUCCAGUCCUUUAAAUGUCUUUGUUUCUAGAUAAGGUAGUGAAGAAACUCAAAUUGUAAAUAUGCCGUUUGUGUGUUUCUUCCAUUCUCACAAAGGUGUGGCAUGUCAUAACUACAAGGCAUUUUAAAAUUAAAUGUUUGUAAACA
This is a messenger RNA of Carassius gibelio (silver crucian carp), 4289 nucleotides long. Its product is annotated as zinc finger protein 319-like. The record is from RefSeq and is a predicted model, not a curated record. Bases 422 to 2191 code for a protein of 589 amino acids. Lineage: Eukaryota; Metazoa; Chordata; Actinopteri; Cypriniformes; Cyprinidae. The transcript is spliced from 2 exons.